Molecule: messenger RNA, 4156 nt
Organism: Pocillopora verrucosa
Lineage: Eukaryota; Metazoa; Cnidaria; Anthozoa; Scleractinia; Pocilloporidae
Product: leucine--tRNA ligase, cytoplasmic
Biological process (GO): leucyl-tRNA aminoacylation
Molecular function (GO): ATP binding; aminoacyl-tRNA deacylase activity; leucine-tRNA ligase activity
Source: RefSeq, a predicted model, not a curated record
UAAUGCACUUAGGUGCACGUGUUAUUCACUCUUCUCUCGGUAUAUACCAAUUUCCGGCCAGUUUUGUGAGAAUUGUGACUCGUUGUUACUCCUAUUCUGUUGCAGAAAUGUCGAUUGAUAGGAAGAGUACAGCCAAGGUUGAUUACCUAAAGGAGAUAGAAAAGCAGGUCCAAAAGAGAUGGGCUGAGAAUAAAACCUUUGAAGUGGACUCUCUUCCUCCUGGAUCACCAGAUGCAAAGAAAGAAAAGUUCUUUUGUACAUUUCCGUAUCCUUAUAUGAAUGGAAGACUUCAUCUUGGACACACAUUUACCCUUUCAAAGGCUGAGUUUGCUAUUGGUUACCAACGGCUGAAAGGCAAGAGAUGUCUUUUUCCAUUUGGACUACACUGUACAGGCAUGCCCAUCAAGGCCUGUGCAGACAAGCUGAAGCGUGAAAUGGCUGAUUUUGGAUUUCCUCCAAAGUUUCCUGAAAAAGUUGAAAAAGAGGAGUCAAAACAGAUGAAAAGCAAGGUUGCAGCCAAGACAGGUGGUUUGGAGUAUCAGUGGCAAAUUAUGCAAUCACUUGGAUUGAGUGAUGAAGAAAUAAAAAAGUUUGCUGAAGCUGAUUACUGGUUACAUUAUUUUCCACCUUUGGCAAAAUCUGAUCUGCAAAAUAUGGGAUUGAAGGUGGACUGGAGACGGUCAUUUAUCACCACUCAUGUCAAUCCAUACUACGACUCCUUUGUAAGGUGGCAUUUCUGGACCCUUAAAGAUGGUGGGAAAGUCAAGUUUGGCAAAAGGUACACAAUUUUCUCCCCUAAGGAUGGCCAGCCCUGCAUGGACCAUGACCGACAGACAGGAGAGGGAGUAGCACCUCAGGAAUACACUGGAAUCAAAAUGAAGAUCUGUGAACCAUUCAAAGGGAAACUAAGUGCACUGACUGGAAAGAACGUCUUUCUAAUGGCUGCUACACUGAGACCAGAAACCAUGUAUGGACAAACAAACUGUUGGGUUCAACCAGACAUCAAGUACAUUGCCUUUGAGACGAACAUUGAAAAUGAAAUCUAUAUAAGCACCCGACGAGGAGCAAGGAACAUGUCUUAUCAAGGGUUCACCCCAAAGGAAGGAGUGGUCAAUGUUGUGUUAGAGCUGACUGGACAGGACAUCAUGGGAAUUCCUUUGGAUGCACCGCUCACACAUCACAAAGUUGUUUACACUCUCCCCAUGUUGACCAUCAAAGAAGACAAAGGUACCGGUAUUGUGACGUCAGUUCCCUCGGAUGCCCCGGAUGAUUACGCUGCUCUCAGAGAUGUCAAAAACAAAGCGGCAUUCAGACAGAAAUAUGGUAUUACAGAUGAGAUGGUUCUACCAUAUGAACCUAUUCCCAUCAUCCAGGUCCCUGGUUACGGGGACCUCUGUGCGGUAAAGGCCUGUGACGACCUCAAGAUAAAGAGCCAGAAUGAUAAGGACCUGCUGACAGAAGCCAAAGAGCUCACCUACAAGAAAGCCUUUUACGAGGGAACAAUCAUUGUUGGGGAAUAUGCUGGUCAAAAAGUUCAAGACGUGAAGAAACUUGUGCAGAAGAAAAUGUUAGACAGCGGUGAGGCACGGAUCUACAUGGAGCCAGAGAGGAAGGUCAUUUCGCGGUCAGCGGAUGAAUGCAUUGUUGCUCUUUGCGACCAGUGGUUCCUGGAUUAUGGCGAUGAAUCCUGGAAAAAUACUGCGCGGGAAUCUCUGGAAACUUUGAACACAUACGCGGAGGAAACCAGACGCAACUUUGAAGCCACCUUGGACUGGAUUCAGGAGCAUGCGUGUUCAAGGUCUUAUGGUCUCGGCACUCGUUUACCUUGGGACGAACAGUAUUUGAUUGAGUCGCUGUCUGAUUCCACCAUUUACAAUGCUUACUACACAGUCGCGCAUCUGUUGCAAGAGGGCUCCUUUGACGGUUCUGCCGGCGGGCCCCUAGGAAUCAGGGCGGAACAGAUGACUAGAGAGGUGUGGGAUUAUGUGUUUUUUAAAGAUGCACCUUUUCCUCAAACAGACAUCUCAGAGGAUAAAUUGAAAAAACUUCGUCAAGAAUUCCAGUACUGGUACCCAGUAGACUUACGUGUGUCUGGGAAAGAUCUGGUGCCAAAUCACUUGACAUUCUUCCUGUACAAUCACUGCGCUGUGUGGCCAAACGAGAAAGACAAGUGGCCUCGAAGCGUGAGGGCCAAUGGACACUUGUUACUCAACUCUGAGAAGAUGUCGAAAUCGACUGGAAACUUUCUUACUCUGAAACAAGCUGUUGAAAAGUUUUCCGCUGAUGGCAUGCGCCUGGCCCUGGCUGAUGCUGGAGACACAAUGGAAGAUGCAAACUUUGUAGAGUUGAUGGCUGAUGCAGGAAUCUUACGUCUGUUCACUUUCCUCGAGUGGACAAAGGAGAUGCUUGCCAGCAAAGAUUCUCUGCGCAAGGGGCCUGCAACAUGUUACGAUGAUCGAGUGUUUGAAAGCUCCAUCAACAAAGCUAUAGAAGAUUCUGAUACAAACUAUAAGAACAUGAUGUACAGAGAGGCACUCAAAACGGGCUUCUAUGAACUGCAGGCAGCAAGGGACCGAUACCGGGAGGGCUGUAUGAUGGGCAUGCAUAAAGACCUUGUGUUUCGGUUCAUCGAGGUUCAAACCCUGUUGCUGUGUCCCAUCUGCCCACAUCUUGCCGAGCAUCUCUGGGAACUCAUCGGCAAGACCGGUAGUAUUAUGGAUGCAUCAUGGCCGGCAGUUGGAAAGGUGGAUAUGCCGUUGCUGAAGUCAGCGGACUACUUAGCUGAUCGCACUCACGAGUUCCGUUUGAGAAUUAAAACCAUGAUGAACCCAAAGGGAAAAAAGAAAGAUGCAGCUCCACCCAAGAAACCCACUCAUGGUAUAAUCUACGUGGCCAGCUCUUAUCCACCUUGGCAGCAUGUCACCCUUACCACACUGAAGGAAAUGUACGUCAAGCUGGGGGGGAACUUCCCGGAUAACAGGGAUAUUAUGACUCGGAUGAAAGAACUACCGGAAAUCAAGAGCGCCAUGAAGAAGCUGAUGCCAUUUGUACAACAUGUCAAGGAAUGUGUAGAACGUGACGGUCCGUCGGCCUUGGAGACAACUCUACCGUUUGAUGAAAGACAAGUUCUUGAGGAGAACAACGCAUUUCUUUCAAAAGCUCUCGAACUGGUUAGUGUGGAAAUCAAGCCAUCAAGUGAAGCUGACAAAAGAGUUCAGGAGGACUGUGCACCAGGAAAACCAUUCUCGGUCUUCACAGCACAGGAGAGUCAGACAAAUGGUGUAUGUGGUUCUAGUGGCGCCGUAGAGUUAACAGAUAAAUCUCCCAUCCCAUCUGAGAAACAACCGUCCCCAGUUUGCCGAUUUGUUAAUGUCAAACUAUGUGGAGUUGAACCGGCCCAAGGUGCCAAGGGAAAUCAAGCCACAGUGCUGCUAGAGAACCCACAAGGACAGUACCUGUUAAACUUGGACCAACUCACACGCGAGGUUGCGGCGGUUUUCGGUCUUAGAGGAAGAAAACUUACACUGUCGGCAUCGGCCAGCUGUGAUUCACCCCUGACCAGUCAAGACGUCAUGAAAUACAGUGGACAGUGCCUUUACGCUUUUAUUGCGAAGAAUUAACACGAUGAAAAUGCGGCGGCGCAUUAUGGUGCCAAAAUCAAGGUGCUUCUCAGCGAAGUAAAACGAAUUUAAAAUUCCAUAGGAAUGAACUUUUAAUUUUAGAUCACUUUGAGUAUUACGGCCUAACUCCCUGUAAGUAGUUUCUAUGGAGAAUAUAGGAAAGGAGCUUUCUCUCUCUUACACUUUUUCUGUCGAUGUCUUCACACUUCCCCUCCCCGCUUCAGACAAAUUACAAUUGAAGUGGGAUGGGAGGGGAUCUUGGUGAAAUUUUGCUGUUUAAAUUGGCCUUAAUAUAUUGAAAUUCAAACUGAUUCGAACUCUCUUUAACAAUAAUUACAAAAUGGUUAACGGGGAAAUUAAUUUACAUUUCUAGCACUAGCCCUUUGAGAGGUUUGGGUUGUGCGUGUGGAGAAAUACUUCUGUUGUAAUGAAUUGUGUGUUGUCGAAAAAUACUCCUGUUGUGAUGAGUUACGGAACGUCACGUGAGGUAGAUAUUCAGCUUGCAUUUUAAGUGUAAUUAAAAGAAAAGACGAAAA